AUGGUCCUCGAUGACUCCUCUUCUUCAGAUUCAACAACCCUCGACCCGUCCACAAACACAGAUACCUGGGACAGCCCCGACCUCUCAUCACGCUAUGCCUCUGUCUUCCCCCUCAAAAUCAACCGACAAUACCUCCAACGCCCCAACCCAUUCUUACUAUGGGUCGGUUUCGCAGGACCCUGGAACUGGGAAAGGACAGUAAUGUACCGCCUUUCCGCACAAUUGGAGACCGUAAAGGGACUGCUACGACGAGAUCCGACUCAACCCGAAGUUGACGCUUUGGUUGAAUAUACAAGUCGCGAAGUGAAUACACGCAGAAUCGGACUGCCAAUUGGCGUCACGGCGGGAUCGGUUCAUGCAUAUUAUACGCUGCGCAAGAAAUUGAGUAUUCCGAGCGAACUCUCAUUUUUGGAAGGGUUGAAAGUCGCCUGGCGUCUUUCCCCUGUAUUGGAGAGGAGACAGGCUGCAUUGCAGGCUGGGUUGAGGUUUGGUGUUUGGGUUAUUUUUACGUUGGGCAAUUUUAUCGCAUUGUCGUCGGAUCCAAGGUUGGCCGAGUUUAGAGACGCGGUUAGACGGUAUGCGGAGGCGAGGAUGCAGAGGAUGGAAGGGUAUAAGGAGAAGACGAAGCAGAGGAGGGAGCAGAGGGAUGCUGCUAGACAUGAGGGUACGACAGUGAGUGCGGAGGAGCCGGAAGAAAAUUAUAAAGCGGAAUCAACAGAGGGUACGACAGAUGAUCAGAGUCACAGCUCGCCUUCGCCGUCAUAUCAGACUCCGCCGAGAAGUUAUGAGACUACUCGGUCUUAUGUUCCGGAAGAAUCUCCUUCGUCGGAUUUCUUUGAUGAUGCUAGUCCUACGGUACCUGAGUACCAGGCGUCGACGGCAUCACCGUCGAGACCAACACCGGCAUCAAAUGAGAAUGCAUGGGACCGAAUUAGACGCGAAACCGCCUCUCACGCAUCCAUCUCUGCGCCGUCACCAUCGAGCUGGGGACGACAACAACCAAGCGCUUCCUCUGAGUACUCAUCGUAUGAAAGCGAACAGCAAAACGGACAGCGGGAAAGGGAAGCUGCUCAACGACAAUUCGAUAGAAUGCUUGAUUCCGAGAGGCAACUGUCUCAGGAUGGGGGAGAUGAUAACAGCAAUAAGAAAGGAUGGCGGCGGUGGUAA
This is a messenger RNA of Talaromyces stipitatus ATCC 10500, 1167 nucleotides long. RefSeq names its product endo-1,3(4)-beta-glucanase, putative. The transcript is spliced from 2 exons. NCBI's taxonomy places the organism in Eukaryota, Fungi, Ascomycota, Eurotiomycetes, Eurotiales, Trichocomaceae. The record is from RefSeq and is a predicted model, not a curated record. Bases 1 to 1167 code for a protein of 388 amino acids.